Prorocentrum cordatum is the source of this 390-nucleotide messenger RNA. The record is from the annotation of a GenBank genome assembly. Lineage: Eukaryota; Dinophyceae; Prorocentrales; Prorocentraceae.
AUGGGUGUGGGGCCCGAGAGGGCGACGAUCACGCGGAUCUGGUGCUCUACGAGUUCUGGGGGGAUACCGACCUGGGCGACGCCGACGUCGACGCUGCGCGCGCCGCCGCGGUGGGGCAGGAACUCGAUGAGGAGCAGCUGGCCAACGCGGCGGCGGCCGUCAUGGAUGAGCAAGGAAGGCGGGCCCAGGAAGCGGGCCGAAGCGGAUGAUCUAAAGAAGGCGAUGGCCCCUCGAGUAGGAUUCGGCGAGCAGAAGUCGAGUAUCGACGAGCUCGAGGCCCGCGCCGAGUGUGUAAACUGUGGGCAGCGAGGGCGCUGGCAACGCGAGCGCGCCAAUCUUUUUCGCCCGAGGCCGAAGGGGCAAGCUCGAGACAGUGCGGAGACUUUGUAA